Molecule: messenger RNA, 4758 nt
Organism: Acinonyx jubatus (cheetah)
Lineage: Eukaryota; Metazoa; Chordata; Mammalia; Carnivora; Felidae
Gene: UBE2K
Product: ubiquitin conjugating enzyme E2 K
Exons: 7
Coding region: 185-787 (200 amino acids)
Biological process (GO): proteasome-mediated ubiquitin-dependent protein catabolic process; protein polyubiquitination
Cellular component (GO): nucleus
Molecular function (GO): ubiquitin conjugating enzyme activity; protein binding
Source: RefSeq, a predicted model, not a curated record
GGUGGCCGGGCGCGGAGGUGAUUCCACACUGAGGAGAGCGCGGCGGCCGGGGUGGCGGUGGCAGUGUUCGUGUGCUCGGGUGUGAGUCGCCGAGGGAGGAGGCGGUGGUGGAAGAGGUGGCGGCGGUGGCGGUGGUCGUAGCGGUGGCGGAGGAGGCGGGUACGAAUCAGCUGCGGGCGGAGACAUGGCCAACAUCGCGGUGCAGCGAAUCAAGCGGGAGUUCAAGGAGGUGCUGAAGAGCGAGGAGACGAGCAAAAAUCAAAUUAAAGUAGAUCUUGUAGAUGAGAAUUUUACAGAAUUAAGAGGAGAAAUAGCAGGACCUCCAGACACACCAUAUGAAGGAGGAAGAUAUCAGCUAGAAAUAAAAAUACCAGAAACAUAUCCAUUUAAUCCCCCUAAGGUCCGGUUUAUCACUAAAAUAUGGCAUCCUAAUAUUAGUUCCGUCACAGGGGCUAUUUGUUUGGAUAUCCUGAAAGAUCAAUGGGCAGCAGCAAUGACUCUCCGCACGGUAUUAUUGUCAUUGCAAGCCCUGUUGGCAGCUGCAGAACCAGAUGAUCCACAAGAUGCAGUAGUAGCAAAUCAGUACAAACAAAAUCCUGAAAUGUUCAAACAGACAGCUCGACUUUGGGCACAUGUGUAUGCUGGAGCACCAGUUUCUAGUCCAGAAUACACCAAAAAAAUAGAAAACUUAUGUGCUAUGGGCUUUGAUAGGAAUGCAGUAAUAGUGGCCUUGUCUUCAAAAUCAUGGGAUGUAGAGACUGCAACAGAAUUGCUUCUGAGUAACUGAGGCAUAGAGAAAGAGCUGCUGAUAUAGUCAAGCUUGCCCUUUCUUGAGGAGCAUCAACAUCUGUUAUUUUUAGGAUUCUGCAUAGAUUUCUUUUAAACUGGCAUUCUUGCCUAAUGAUGUUAUCUAGGCACCAUUGGAGACUGAAAAAAAAAUCCCUGCUCUGUAAAUAAAGCUAAUUAAACGUCUGUGUAAAUUUAAAAAGGGGAAAUACUUUAAUUUUUUUCUUAAUAGUGUAAAAAUUCUUUGAGCUAAGCUGAAACCAUGGAAAAAACAUGCUACUUUAGUGUUUAGCAGUGUACCAAGACUAGCAAGAGUUUGCUUCAGGAUUUCGUUGAAUAAUUAAGAUAAUAUUUUGAGUGUGUCAGGGCCAUUCAAAUUGUUGGUGUUGCAUCACAGCUACCUUAACUGUUUUUAACAUGGAUCCUCUGUGCCUGUGAAUUUACUUGCAUGCUUGUACUUGACUUCUUAGGAUGGGUAGCUGAAAAGACCACCAUUUUAAGCAUUUGAGAAUUCUUAAAUAUGAGAUUUAUCCAGAAUUGAAGAUGGUGACCUAUUCAGAGCCUUUUUGUCCUUGUCCACAGACUGGGACACCAUAUCUAUUUUUCCCCCUCUUACCACACACAGCUAAUAUUCUGAUGGUAAAUUUGUAUUCUGUAUUUGUUGAGGAAAUAAUGCCGAAGGGCAUUACCCCUUGCUCCAUUUUUAGGUCGUCCAUUUGGAAUGUUUUGUUACAAUUCUCCACUCCUAAAACUUUCCUAUGUGAGUAAUAAUGUAAAAAUGGAGCUGCCAAUUUUGUUCCUCUUGCAGAAACAGCAAAUAUUUGAUGUUGCAGUAUUCCCAAGAUUUAAUGAAAGAACCCAACUUAGUUUUUCAGUGAAUUUGACAUCUUUCUACUUUUAAACUGAUGAAAUUUUCUUUGAGCUCUUCCAAGGAUGCAAUCAACUAUUUGCAGUUUUUUAGCCUAAUUUUGGCUUUAUAGAGAUUGCUUUAUCAGGUACUUUAAAAGUCACUCUUGCUUGCAUUUACCCCUAUUGACACAUGAAAGCUGUGUGGUGUUUUACUGUACAUACUUCACAUACACAUAGGAAUAGAAGUGUGUUAUAAAUCUAGCUUUCUUUAUGAUGUUUCUGAUAAUAUGAGAAUUGAAAACUUUACCUUUUCUUGUACAUAGUCAGACUUUCUAUUCGUAUUAAAGUUACAUUUCAUUCUAAGUUCAAAAGUUUGAAAAUUAUUAGUUUUGCAAGCUCAAACACUAAUGUGACCAUUUUAUGAAGACUGAAAUGGACUUAUGCAGUCAGUUCUAUACAUAGAAACACAGUUCUUAUUAAAUUUUCAGGACCAAUGCAAAAUAACAAAAAUGUAAUGGAAUGAGAAUGAAUUAAAGUAAGGCUGUAUAUUGAAAGUCAUAUUAUAAAAGGUUUGCUUUCUUCAAGUGUUAUUUAUCCUAAAUUACAAUCGUUAAGUGUUUGCAAAAUAAUUUUGAACCAUAAAUUCAGCAUAAUUUCAUUUGACUUCUCAAUAAUCUUAGAAGCAAUAAAAGAACCAUUAUUAAAUAUAUUGUAAUGUUAAAGAUGUGAAGGUUCUUCCAAAAACUUGUAAGGCUUUCCUAAUUAAUAGUAAGCUCUUGUAGUUGAUAUUAUUGCAUACUAAACACAAGUUGGUAUGUUUUUUUCCCCUAUGUGUUUGCUUAAGUAUAAAUUCCUUUAUACAAUCACCUCCUUUAAUUGUUAUAGUUUAGUUACUUUCUAAGAUGCCAAAGGAAAUAAGAUUUUUCUUUAUUUAUUUUAAAUAGCUAAAACCUUGUACUUUAUAUUUUGAAGUAAGGUUGGGAUUGUGUGAAAAUGUGAACAGUUUUGUUCUACUGUUGAUUAGAAUUAACUUUUUUUUUUUUUUUUUUAAGUGGAGGGUGGCUUGGUAAUACUUGGAUUAUUUUAAAUAUCAAACACAUCUACCCAAUUUACUAUUUGCCUGUAUUAUCAGGGUAUAUUUAAUUCUCCUGUGGUUAGACAAAAGAACGAACUCAGAGAUUACUAAAGUCAAGCAUUACAUACUUAGCUCUUGGAGGCAGCUAUACCUUUAUACCUUGCCUUUGAUUUUUAUGCAUAUUAACCCCAUCUACUCCUCUACUCAGUGCCCAGGAAAUUGAAAAGUACAAUAUUUGGUAUAAGAGGUUCUCCAUAAUGCAGUUUUCAUUUCAAAAAUUUAUUUACCUCAUUUACAUUAAAUGUGAUAAUUCCUCUUUCUGAUGUAUUUCCCACUGCCCUUCUUUUUUAUUUCUCUACAGAUAGAUGUAUUUCCCCAAACAUAGAAAUUAAGGCAAUUGCUUUUUUUCCUUUGGUCUUACAUGUUUGGGAAAAGGACACUGAAAGUGCAGGUCUAGGGGAAAGGUACCCUGGUAGAAAUUAUUUUUAUAAUUCUCAGUUUUUUGUGAUUCGUCGGUUGUAAAGGCCUCAAAAAUUAUGGUUAAAUAUAUAUAUAUAUAAAUUUAUAUAUAUAUAAAUUUAUAUAUAUAUAUAAAUUUAUAUAUAAAUAUAUAAACUAUGUACAAGAAUAUAUAUAUAUCCUUGUACAUAGUCAAGAAUAUUUAUAUAUAUAAAAUAGUAUCUCAUUUAGAGCAGGCAGAUUUGCUAGAGGUCACUGAUAAUCUAGUAGGCUUUUAUUAUAAUUGGGUUUAUUUCCUGGGUAUGUGCCCGACUUUUAAAAGGACAAAUACUUGUAUAGUAUUUCAUUACAGAUUACUGAAUGAAUGAAUAGCAAUUUGUCACCCAAAUAAGUAUACAGUAGAUGGUUUAUAAAUAUUUGAGGAACUUUGUACUAAAUUAGAUUCUGAGUUGGCUACCCAAAAUAUUUGGAAUUGUGACUGUGGUUUACUUAAACACAUAACACAUAAAAGUAUGUAUAUGUUUGGAUUCUGAGUAUUUUGCUUUUGAGGAGAGAAAUCUAUGAAAUGAACCUAAGACUGACUUUUUUUCUUUUUGGAAGUAUUUCACAUUUGUGAUUGUUGGUGGCGCUUAAAACUAUGCAAAAAUAAUUUUUUUAAAGUAACUCUAAGAAUUGGCAUUUAAACUGGAUAUUGCUUAUUUUAUGCACUACAGAAUACAACAUAUUGUGUUACUAUUUAGGCUGCUUAUUAAUAAGUUUAUCGAUGUGAAAAAGCAGAUCUUGGCUAUAAGUGUAUGCCUGAUUUGAGCUUUUAAAACUCUGCAAUAGGGGUAUGAUUAUGAUUCCACAAUACAGGAAAUUAUAGGAAUACAAUAAAGCAUUUUUAUUGUUUUAAAGAUUUAAGAUGGAUUCAGGCACGGAAGGGUUGGAGCCAGGUAUACUUUCUUGUACAAAGAUGGAAUCAAUGUUUGGAUGUGAAAAAGGAAGCUGUCUGUUUACAGUUAAUUUUAUUUCAUGGACUUUAGAAAAUGAUGUUGUAUUAAUCACUUUUUCUAGUUCAAGAAAUUUCAAUUCCAGGGUACAAACCAUUGAUUUAAAAAAUUUGCAUUUCCAUUCCUUUAGUACCAGUUUAAAAUAAAUGCUUAACAUCAACUGUUUGCUAUCACUGGGGAAGAAGGCAAUUUGAAGUACUUACUGAUAAAUGGCCUUUUUCUCAAAUGUUACUUUUCUGCAGUGUCUAACACAUAAUGUCACAUGUUCUGUUUGCACUGUUGCAAUAUGGAUCAAAAAUCUUGUGGCAUAGGGAUAGGGGAAUGUUAGUAUCUCCCUUGUCCUGUUUGUUCUGUUACUAGUUUAUUGGACUGAUCUACCCUCAUAAACCUGUGAUCACCUAAAUGUAAGUUGUGAAUGUGUCACCUUUUGCUUGGUUAUUUCAACCAUGCUGCUAUAUAUAAUCAGGUGUGGCACAGUUUAUCAGUUUGGUUCUAGGGGGUGAGUGAAUACAAAUCAUUGCACUGUGCUGUUAAACGAUCCUUGUGUGCUUGCUGUUACCUACUUUUUACAGGCAUCAUAAUAAAAGCUAGACUAUU